Molecule: messenger RNA, 1287 nt
Organism: Ustilago hordei
Lineage: Eukaryota; Fungi; Basidiomycota; Ustilaginomycetes; Ustilaginales; Ustilaginaceae
Exons: 1
Coding region: 1-1287 (428 amino acids)
Cellular component (GO): VCP-NPL4-UFD1 AAA ATPase complex
Molecular function (GO): polyubiquitin modification-dependent protein binding
Source: RefSeq, a predicted model, not a curated record
AUGUCAAUGUUCGGAGGCAUUGAUGGCGGUUUCGCCGGUCUGAAUCACUUCAUGCAGAAUGGUGUGGAUCCAAGGUUCCCAAGGCCACCACGAGCCUACGAUGAAUACUUCAAAGCAUACAGCAUGGCCAUGUUGCCCAGCAAAGAACGUCUCAAUGUCAGCUAUGGAGGCAAGAUCAUCAUGCCGCCAUCCGCUCUAGCACACCUUACCAACCUCGAGAUCGAGUCACCGUGGUUCUUCGAGCUCCGCAGCGCAGGCGUCUCAGAGGUGCGCCGAACACAUGCUGGUGUGCUCGAGUUCAUUGCGGACGAAGGCAAUGUCCAUCUCCCUGCUUGGAUGAUGCGCACGCUCGGACUCUCGGAAGGUGACCCCAUCCGCUUGACGGGUACCACACUACCAAAAGGCAAGAUGGUCAAGAUCCAGCCACAGACGGUCGACUUUCUCGAGAUCAGCGAUCCAAAAGCUGUGCUCGAACAAGCUUUUCGCAACUUCUCCUCACUGACACCUGGCGACAUUGUCGAGAUCAGCUACAAUUGCUUGACUUUCGAGAUCCUCAUCAUGGAGAUCACACCCAAUGCCGAUGGUAUCUCCAUCAUCGAGACCGAUCUUGAGGUCGACUUCGCUCCGCCAAAAGGCUACGUCGAGCCAACCCCACAGCCACGCCCGCCACCGCCGACCAUGGCCUCCAAACUUAACAUCGACAACUCGCGCGUCGACUCAAUUCCACCAACACGAACUUCGACACCGGGUUCGCUCGCAGGUACAAGUGCAGCAGGUGGAUCUGGUGUUGCAACACCGUCCGGUCCCUUCCGUGGUUCCGGCCAGACCUUGAGUGGCAGGAAGAGCAAAGGAAAGAAGGAGAGGCAAAUCGAGCAGCUUGACCCUUUCAGUAUGGUCCGACGCACCGAUAUGCCACGCAUCAUCACCAACGACACGCAGCUUACAGAAAAGAAGAUUCCAGCUGCGCUCAAUCUGCCUUUUGGCAAGCUCUUCUUCGGCUACGAAGUGAUCCCAGUUGGUGGCAAACUGAAUGAAGACGCCAAGGAGAAAUUAACAGAGACAUUUGGAGGUUCAGGUACCACUCUUUCGGGUCGAGCGCCGCGCACAAAGGCACAGGAAACAAAGCCUGACAAGCCGAAUAGCGAAACACCGUCUGCCUUCACACUGGGCGGAGGUCGAGUCUUGGGUGAGAGCUCACGAAGCAGCCGCUAUGCAACACCGUCAAGCUCGGAUGAGCACAGUCUCAAUGACUUGAAGCGCGAUGUCAUCGAGAUCGAUUCUGAUUGA